AUGUUCUCAAAACUUGGUUCAAUACUCACCGUCCCGAGUGCAAUUUUGACAGGCAAACCGGUUUACGAAGAACCUCGAGCACUACCAGCAUCGUGGUAUCGCACUGAUGAGCUGUAUCAGCUAGAACGGCGAGCCAUCUUCUCUAAACGAUGGCUUCUUGUGACUCAUAAACUACGUUUCAAUAAACCUGGAGACUUUAUACGCUUCGAACAGGCUGGAUACGCCUUUGUGUUGUGUAUGGACAAAGAUGGGGUGACCAUCAAUGGGUUCCACAACAUUUGUCGACACAGAGCCUUCCCCGUGGUGACCAAAGAGUCGGGAAACGCUAGCAUAUUCUCCUGCAAAUACCACGGCUGGUCAUACGGCAUCAACGGCAACUUGGCCAAGGCACCACGUUUUGACACGGUGCCAACUUUCAAGAAAGAGAACCAUAGUCUCUUCCCUGUCCAUGUGCAUAUUGACGCUGUGGGAUUCGUCUGGGUCAACUUGGAUGCAUCUACGGAGCCCGAGGUCAAGUGGACAGAUGACUUUGAGGGUGUCGACAACCUGGAGCGAUUCAAGUACUUCAACUUCUCGCAGUAUAAGUUCGAUCAUGUUUGGGGCAUGGAAGGCAAAUACAACUGGAAGACCCUCGCCGACAAUUACAAUGAAUGUUAUCAUUGUCAGGUUGCUCACCCUGACGUUAGGAAUCUCGCGGAUCUUUCCUUUUACUAUACGGUGUCUAAGCCCGGUUACAUCCAACACUUCUCGCGACCACAGAAAGGAAAAGAGGAAGAUGACAUCAAGGUCGUCAGUACCUAUUAUUUUCCGAAUGCUUGCAUGACUGUUUCGCCUCACUUCUUCUAUAUGAUGCGAUGCAUCCCGACGUCGGUUGGUACAUGUUCCAUGGAGUACGAGGUCUAUCGGCAUAAGGAUGCGACAGACGAAGAGUUCGAGAAGGUUGAUUCCUUCUUCAAACGCGUUCUCGGAGAAGACAAGUAUCUGUGCGAUGAGGUACAGAAAAACCUCGAGGCAGGCAUCUUCACUAAUGGGGAGAUGCACCCAGAGUUGGAGAGCGCACCCCUCUACUUCCAGAAUACGGUGCGUCAACUCUUGACAGAACAUCGCAAGAAGGAAGAAGUUCAGAAGAGGGAGAUAUGGGGGGCUCGCCGUACCUUGGCAAGCACGAAGCUUACAAGGGAUGAUGACGCGUUCUGUGACGGACUGGCAUGCAAGGCCGACAAUGCUGAUAUGGAAUGGUAA
Clonostachys byssicola is the source of this 1242-nucleotide messenger RNA. The record is from the annotation of a GenBank genome assembly. NCBI's taxonomy places the organism in Eukaryota, Fungi, Ascomycota, Sordariomycetes, Hypocreales, Bionectriaceae.